Nasonia vitripennis (jewel wasp) is the source of this 689-nucleotide messenger RNA. RefSeq names its product 60S ribosomal protein L12 (gene RpL12). Gene Ontology annotation, cellular component: ribosome; cytosolic large ribosomal subunit. Lineage: Eukaryota; Metazoa; Arthropoda; Insecta; Hymenoptera; Pteromalidae. Gene Ontology annotation, biological process: translation. The coding region runs from base 148 to 645 and encodes 165 amino acids. The transcript is spliced from 4 exons. Gene Ontology annotation, molecular function: structural constituent of ribosome; large ribosomal subunit rRNA binding. The record is from RefSeq and is a predicted model, not a curated record.
UCACGGUUGGCGGCGCUGCAGUAGUGCUUCACUUUUCCGGCGAACAGCCUUUCCGAAGACGCAGCUCGACGCGGCUGGACGUUGUUCGAUUAUAAUCGGGAGACAUCAGCGGUUUUCCGUUAUUUGUUAAACAAAUAAACUGUCAAAAUGCCUCCCAAAUUCGACCCCACUGAAGUCAAGAAGGUGUUCCUGAGGUGUGUCGGAGGUGAAGUAGGAGCUACUUCUUCUCUUGCCCCCAAAAUCGGUCCACUUGGUCUGUCUCCCAAGAAGGUCGGUGACGACAUCGCCAAGGCGACCAGCGACUGGAAGGGUCUGAAAAUCACCGUCCAGCUGACGAUCCAAAACAGACAGGCCACCAUCUCCGUGGUGCCCUCGGCUGCGUCGCUGAUCAUCAAGGCCCUGAAAGAGCCCCCAAGGGACCGCAAGAAGGUCAAGAACAUUAAGCACAGCGGAAACUUGUCUUUCGACGAGAUCGUGUCCAUCGCGCGCGCGAUGAGGCCCAGGUCCAUGUCCCGCGAACUCAGCGGAACCAUCAAGGAAAUCCUUGGUACCUGCCAGUCCGUCGGUUGCACCGUCGAGGGCAGGCCGCCCCACGACAUCAUCGACGAGAUCAACAGCGGAGAUUUCGAAACGCCAGAAGAGUAAAUGAUUGUUUGCAACUUUGGCAAUAAAAAAAUCUAAAAAAUCAA